AUGUCUCGAGAUGCGCGCGGAGAGAUGAUGUCGCACCUGGACAAGAACAUCCAGAAGGUCAGCCAAAUGCACACACACUCAGGAGGUGGCCCUCUGAAUUCUGGUUGCUGUCGAUUCGGCGUGCAGGAGUCAGAGGUGCACGUGGCGCUGCGCCUCAGGGGUGGCGUGCGGCGGGCAGGGAAGGGGCGGGAGAAGGAGAGCGACACAGCUCCUUGGCCCCUCCUCACCGUAGGUGCAAGGGGAAGAGAAUAGAACCUCUGAUGGAUUCUGAGCUGCGUUUCUCGUGCACCCACAGCAUUCUACACCGCGGCCGCCAGCCUCUGAGAACCCGUCCGCCAUCUUGACCAAGUGGGCCUACUACGACCCAGUCUACGAGGUCGAGAUGAUGGACGGCCAACUCCAAAAGGCCGCACAACUAUCGGGGUGCACCGUCAAGUAGGCGUCAGCUCGAACAUCUCGGCGGUCCUUGGUCACGGUUGUGGGUUGCUUUCAGGAGGGACGGAGCCCCAGGCUGGCUGAAGAUCACGGGGACGAAAGCCCAGAGGGGCACCGCGAGGAUCGUUCUCGACGAGGCGGUGAACUAGACGCAAAUUGGCUGAUGCCCUUUGUAGCUUCUGGUCCUUUUGUCACAGAAGGACCGCCACCACCAGCAGCAGCAGCAGAAGCGGCAGCCCCUCUGAAGCCCCUCACCUCCAGCAAGCGCGACACCAUCUCCCCGCCCCUGAGGGCAGGUCACAACGUCGCCGCCCAGUGCCCGGAGUGCGCGGCCAACAAGGAGGCUCUCUACAAGAAGCGAGAGAAGAUGGGCAAGUGA
Messenger RNA from Vitrella brassicaformis, 814 nucleotides. Lineage: Eukaryota; Vitrellaceae. The record is from the annotation of a GenBank genome assembly.